AUGACAAGCACCCAUGUAGUCUUAUUGGUGAUAUUUCUGCUGUGCCCAGAUAGGUGUAGUCCAUGGCCAUGCACUGAGGAGCGACUGGUUUAUUCAAACAUCUCCUUCCGUUCAAAUGUGAUGGUAUCUGGUGCUGAUCUCUCAUACAAAUAUGAUGACCCUAUUCUAAUACAGCACCCAUGUGAGGCAUAUUACCAUGGAGGACAUACUCCUCCAGCCAUAUACCUUGGGAAUAAGGUUUUCUUCAGCAAAGAUGGAUUUCAGAGUAGUCUUUUACCAUUGACCAUCCCAAAUAAAAUGGUGACUGCACCAGCUGAAGUCACUAGUGCUGUCUUUGUGCAAGACAAUCGAAUGCUUCUAGUAGUAAAUGAACAAGUCUAUGUGUAUUUCUAUGGCACAUGGAAAACCUGGAUAAUGUCAGAGGGACUUGAUACUCCCGUUACAGACAUCACAAACAUAGAUUGCUGUUAUUCUAGAAAGGACCGCACCUGUUGGGAAGUCAGUCGUACUAUUAUAGCUUAUAAACCUGGGGAUCCUGCUGAUGUCACUGAUGUUUACUUUUCAAAAAAUGGGGGCUACUCAUUUGGCAGAAUCACCAUUGCGCCAAGUUCCAACAAACUGGUUAGUAUCUACAACUUUGUCUCUUUGUCACAACUUGCAGUUCUCCUCAACAUGACAAGAAGUUAUGGGAAAUCUGCUUAUUUCACAUAUGGAGGUGCAGCCUAUAUGGAAAACCGUGAAGGCUCAAAAUUCUGCCUGGAACCCUGCACAAAUGAAACUGUUGGCAGUUUAAUUCCCCCAGGUCUGAGAGGUUUUAUUGUCCUUUGGACAAAAGACACUUUCCUGUUCUCUUUCAACAAUGGCCUGACUAUAGACAGCAUAACAGUGCAGCCCACUGAAAAAUAUAGUAAUAAAUCAUUGCCUUUGCAUGGCAAUGGUCUUUGUAAUGUAGCUGCCAACAAAAAUGAGAUUGCAGCCCUCACCAAGAACCUGAAACUUUUUUAUGGAAUGCUGGACAUGGAAUUCACAAAGAUGGUACACAUUGGGGAAAGAGAUAGCGGCAAUACUUGCGAGGUGAUGAUGUUUGAGAAGGUUGGGGUGCUUGUAAUCAUUAAACCUGUUCCCAGCAAAGAUUCUGCAUAUUAUCAUUUUCAGAAAUGCAUCAUUAAUAUACAGGACACACUCAUGAGUUUGCGGCCACCACUGGAGCCCUGUCCUGUAGAAAUCCUCAGUGGCAAUUUCCAUAACAAAAUGUAUUAUAUUGAUAUGAAGCAGGAACUUCAUUUUAAUGUCACAUUUGUGCCCAAACCGGGCACUGGGACCUAUCCAUAUGUAACAGUGAGCAAUCCUCAUGUGCUGGCAUUUCAGGCAGACCUUAAAGAAGAUGGUUAUACUUUUAACGGAAACGCUAAAUACAGGUUAGAUAUUAGGCUGCUUCAACAGAUAUUCUCAGGCAUGGCUCAUUCCCAGUUUCAGGAUGACAUGUACUCAGGCAGGCUGUCCACCAUCACUGUUGAUAUCUAUAACAAAGGCAUAUUCUGUAUUGACAUGCAUCCGCUAACAGCCCUUAUUGCUGUGGACUGCCCACCUAAGAAAGAGAUCAGAAUUGCUAAGAGUACAACAGCAUGCAGCAGAGGCCUCUUUAAGGAUGUCAUGCUGCAGAGUAAUUACACUUAUUCAAUUAAUUGGGAUUUAUAUGACCCAAUGUUCCUUGGCAGAAAGAGUUUGGUACAGGGUAAGCUUAAUGUUACCUAUAAUUAUAACCACUGGGGAUGCCCUCUUCUGUUAUAUUAUGACAGCCCAUGGCUUCCAGUUCUUGAACUAUGGGACAAUGAUGAAUUUGUGGAAUAUGUUUCUGCGGAUUUUGUACUGUUUGAAAUAAAUGGAAUGCAUAAUUAUGAUUAUCUCCUGGAUGAAGUAGAGGCCAACUGUAUGUCACAAGCUCAGAACUGGACGACUCUAAUAGAAAAGGAUCCUGAAGGAAACCCACAUUUUGCAUGGUCCAGAUAUCUUUAUGAAAGUUGCAAGGAGCCCAGAGGAAAUGACUCUUUGCCAUCAGCUUCCUCAAAAUAUCAAGUUCUAAACAGGAAUGAAAACAACAGAGUAUUAUUUCCACAAUACAAUGGCAUAUAUGUCUUCAAAGCCAUUGUUGUAGACACGGUAUAUAGUUACUGUGAACUAUCAACAGUUUUCAGUGUGUAUGUACAUGGUGCCCUCCCAAAGUCCGAGAUCAAUGUUGGUAAAACACUGGUUAGUUUUCUGGUUCUCAUAUUUGGCUCAGUUUUGAUGGUAUACUACUUUCCUAAAUUAAUGAAGGAAAAUGCAAGAAUGAAAACAGUUUGGACAUAA
This is a messenger RNA of Rhineura floridana, 2349 nucleotides long. It is a transcript of the gene CATSPERD, whose product is annotated as cation channel sperm associated auxiliary subunit delta. Lineage: Eukaryota; Metazoa; Chordata; Lepidosauria; Squamata; Rhineuridae. Bases 1 to 2349 code for a protein of 782 amino acids. The record is from RefSeq and is a predicted model, not a curated record. The transcript has a single exon. Gene Ontology annotation, cellular component: CatSper complex; sperm principal piece. Gene Ontology annotation, biological process: flagellated sperm motility; sperm capacitation.